Messenger RNA from Bursaphelenchus xylophilus (pine wood nematode), 2491 nucleotides. NCBI's taxonomy places the organism in Eukaryota, Metazoa, Nematoda, Chromadorea, Rhabditida, Aphelenchoididae. The record is from the annotation of a GenBank genome assembly.
AUGGGUGGUGAUACUUCAGAAGUAAAAGUAAGUCAAGUUACGAUUAAAUAAUUUAGUUUUUAAAGGAUUCCGACAAUUCUCAAGCCGGAGAUUUGGAAGAGGAAGAAGAGAACGAUGAUCCCAGACUUACCUACCUCCUAACGAACAAUCAACUCCCCAAUGAAUGGCGUUGGAAAGAUCGGCAAACCACCGCUUUGGUUGAUCAUGCUCGAUGUGUAGAUAACAAAAAGACUAACGAUUUGAUUGAAAAAGUUGUGAAAGAUUCUUGGUUUGGAGAUGAGGUAAAAGCCAAGUUAAUUGAGGCUCUGAAGGAUGUGCUCUUCAGAAAUCUUCCUAGAGGUGCUGCUGCGGUUUCUAAUGACGUCGAUUGGACUGAUCUCGGUGCUCUUCUCACAGAGAUCUAUGACCGCAUGGGCUUGUUGCAUUUUGGAGAUACCAACAUUGAGUAAGUCACGGUUGUUUUCUAUUUUGGUUUAGAAUUCCAAGAUUCGAUCUCCAGUACAUGGAGAACAAGCCGGAUGCAGAACUGGAGCCAUUGGAUGUUCACGUUGAACCAGAGCCUCAGCCCGUUACCUCAGAGAAAGAACAAAACACGGACGAAGAUGAAGAAGAGGAAUUCGGGGAGCUCGACACAUCAGUAUCGAAGAAGAAGAGUGGAAAUCGAACGAAGAAACAGAAUUGUUAUUCAAACCUCGGAAAAGUUGUGGAUGGAAAGAAGUAUGCGAGAUAUGGAGUUAUUAUUCCUCAGUUUUGGAAGGAAUACCCGGAUUGUAAGUUGUUUUUGGACCUUUAAUCAUUAUUUAGUGAUGAGGGCUGGCAUUUGGAAGUCGAUCGAGAUGAGAGUUAACAAAGUUCCAUCUGAGAAAUGCCAUAUUGUGGAGGACGAUGUGAAAUUCAAAGCGAUCGAAGAAGUACUUCUGAAUGAAGGCAGUUGUAAAGGAACUGCGAUAAAAUAUGGAGUACGUGAUUCACAUAAUUCUCAACUUUUUCAUUUUCAGAUCAAUUACUCAACCAUGCAGAAUUACGCACAUCGCGCCAUUUAUGUUUUAUCCAAGAUAAUGGGAGAAACCGAACUUCGAAGUAAAGUAAAGGAUCUGUUAGAUCGUGAAGUGAGUGUAAAGGAAAUCUGCGACAACUUCCACAUUAAGAGACCACAAUCUCAAGUCAGGGUGUCCUUCGGCGGCAUUAAUACCUGAAUUGUUUUAUAUUUAUUUAUGUAAUUGUUACUAUAAAUUCAACGUUGUUUAUUCUGGCUUUAUAUCACUGGCUCGGUUCCAGUAAAGAAUGUUUCUUUUUUCAGAUCUAUUUUUCGACAGCUAUCUUAAACAGGGCCAAGGGACUAUGUCUUCUCCUUGGGUUGGGUCAAGUGCCUAAGACUCUUGACUUAAGACAGCUCACGAAUUAUUACACUAUGCUCUUUACUUUGUUGCUUUUUACAGUUAAUUCUUGUAUAAUGGCAAAUAGAUUUCCUCCGAUUGAAUUAAUACCCGCCCGUGGGGAAAUUGUACGAGAUGAAGAUGUGAAACUGAAUCAGGUAAGGAAUACUCCUUCCGGAAAGUCGCCGGACUGAUUUUUGGUGUUUGCACUGUGCGAAAAAGGUCAGAGUGCGAGCGACAGCCCAAAAAAGCCUAUUGCAUGGUGCAAGAAGCAAGAAAUUGCACUGUGCAAGCUGAAUUUUUUUUUGUCACAGUGCGUGUCGCCGAUUUCAGUCCGGCGACUUUCCGCUGGUAGUAGCGCAGGUGUUUUUAUUUUUAUACAUUUUUAGCAUUUGUUAAAAGGAGCUGAGUUUGUUAUUAAUAAAACUUGGGACAAUCAAGAUCUGGAUCACGAUCCGAUAAGGAUUUCGAUGAGAUGGCACUUUGAGAAGAUCCCCAGAAGGCCCCACAAAAGAGUGAUCCGAGUUCAGAUUCAAGCACCGUUAUUUGAUGAUCCGGAACCUCCAAAUGAAGGGACUGGUUACGUGUCUAAUGUAAUUUAAAUUUCAUCAUUCAUAACGUUCCUUUAGUUGUAUGAUUAUGAGGUUGUGGAGUUGUUCUUCAUGAAUGACAAAGGGCAUUAUCUGGAAGUCGAAGUAGGUCCUCAUGGACAUUGGUUGGUACUGUUAUUUGAUGGAUACCGUCAUUGUAUAAACAAAGGCGAAGACAUUGAUCUGGAAGUGACCAACCAAUUUGAUAUGGAUGUCUGGAAUUGCACAGCAGAGAUUCCUUUGGCUUAUCUCCCUGGAGGUAGGGACUUGUUAUAUUGAUAAAUUAUUUAAUUCAUAGAAGUCACCAGUUUCAACGCAUACGCAAUUCACGGCUCUGGGGCCGAUCGGCAUUACGAGGCAUUAUAUCCGGUGACCGAUGGAGCAGUAAAAGAGCCAGACUUUCAUUUAAAACAAUACUUUCAACCAUUCGAUAUACGACGAGUAGUUCCCGAAGGAUAUAAUCGAAAGGCCUACACGGACCUCAAGUACGGUAACAUGUGGGAUUCCGUGGAAAACGCCGAAUAA